AUGGAAUUGCACUGUGCAGUGGAAGCCACAGGAAAAUGGAAUUGCACUGUGCAGUGGAGAAUGGGAUUGCACUGUGCAGAGGAGAAUGGAAUUGCACUGUGCAGUGGAAAAUGGGAUUGCACUGUGCGGUGGAGAAUGGGAUUGCACUGUGCGGUGGAAAAUGGGAUUGCACUGUGCAGUCGAAAAUGGAAUCGCACGGUGCAGUGGAAAGAUUGCACUGUGCAGUGGGAUCAGAAAUUGCACUGUGCAGUGGAAAAUGAACUUGCUCUGUGCGGUCAAACACGAGGAGAAUUGUGA
Messenger RNA from Bursaphelenchus xylophilus (pine wood nematode), 297 nucleotides. The record is from the annotation of a GenBank genome assembly. NCBI's taxonomy places the organism in Eukaryota, Metazoa, Nematoda, Chromadorea, Rhabditida, Aphelenchoididae.